Gadus chalcogrammus (walleye pollock) is the source of this 1115-nucleotide messenger RNA. RefSeq lists its product as uncharacterized. The transcript is spliced from 4 exons. The record is from RefSeq and is a predicted model, not a curated record. Bases 1 to 993 code for a protein of 330 amino acids. Lineage: Eukaryota; Metazoa; Chordata; Actinopteri; Gadiformes; Gadidae.
AUGUCAGAGGGUGUAGUAAAAGAGAUAGAAGUCUGGCAGCAACAAGUAUGGGGAGACCAUCUACUCAUUUACACUGAUGGGUCAAAGGAGCGUGAGAGUGUGUUUGGAUGUACAAAUGAACACAAAAGUCUAUAUUUUGUUCCUUCCUCCGAGCCGCUGAAGAACCAGUGGGUUAAUUUUAUUGUCUCUGGAAAUGCGCCUGUCUGCGCCAAACAUUUCACUGACGACUGCUUCCUCAACUUGGGCCAAUACAGAGCUGGACUUGCUCAACGUCUGAGAAUCAAGUCUGGAUCAGUACCAACUCUCCAUGGCUCAGCUACAAACCUCGAAAAAGCCAGCUCAUCAAGUGCUUACAUUCAGCAGCUUCUCUCAAGGGAUGUUGCCUGCCAGACAGACCACCUGGAAACACGUACUGUAGGCACACAGCUAUCCUUAAAAACUUCGCAGCCCCAUUUUAAAAGUGAAGAAGACUGUGAUGCCUUUGGAGACCGUAGCACUCAGCGCAACGCCACCUCAGAGAGUCUGGGUGUGGACGCCCCUGGCUCCUCCCACUGGUCCAGCCACAGCGAGGAACUGAAGAUUCUGAGUGUCUACGGAAAAGGGGAGGGUCCUUUGGCGACGGACGGCCAUGACACCCUCUUCACCGCGUCAGAAGUGGAGUCCCUGAACUCGCUGUCUGCGGACCAAAGCGUGGCCAAGAGCCUGGAGCGCGGUGAGCGGCUGGUCUGCCGCGAGGAGCUGAGUGUGCAGGUUGGAAAUCAUCUUCUCAUUCACCCUCCAAAAGAGAGGCUUCCUCUGUUACAAUUCUAUAACAAACCCAUAGAAAGCCCACACCUUUAUGGUUCAGUAAAUGUUUUUAUACCGCCAAAUAUGCCCGUCUUAUGCACAAUUUUUCCCCUGUGUGAUCCGCACGUUUACACUGAGCGAGGUAAUCGAAUGUACCAGACAAACUUUCCUUACAAUGCUUCGUCAGCAAAGUGGUUAGCAAAAUAAAGAAUAUGUUGGGAUUUUUGCACUUGUAAAUAGUUCAUCGCGUUUUAGCCUACACUCAGAUGUGAACUCAUUCUUGCAUGCGAGGGUCUUGAAUCAAAAAAAUUAUGUAUAUAUUUUUUCUA